AUGGGGAACGACCAGAGUAUCGAAGCAGAAAGAAGCAGACUUGAAUCUCAAAUAUCGAAUUUACAUUGUGAUUUGUCGAGGGUCCGAACAGAAAAAGGAAACCUUGAAUCUCAAAAUGUGAAGUUAAAGGAUGAAUUGUCUCUCACAAAAGAGAAGCUGGAGGAAACUGCAAAGAAAUUUGAAGGGCUUGAACUUGAUCACAAGAAAUUGCAAAAGCAGGGGGCCGAAGCAGAAAAGAGAUGUAAUACUGAGCUUAAAGCAUUGCAAGAGGCAUUGCAAGCUCACGAAUUGAAGAGCAAGGAGCAUGUUAAGGUUAAGGUGGCAUUUGACAGACUUAGCCUCGAGUUUGAAAGCUCAAAGAAAAAGAUGGGAGAGCUUGAGAAAGAGCUGCUGACUUCUGCGAGUGAGGCCCGCAAGUUUGAGGAGUUGCACAAACAAAGUAGCUCACUUGCAGAAUCAGAGACAAAGAGGGCCUUGGAUUUUGAGAAGAAACUUGCAUCAAAAGAAGCUCUUAUAGAUGAAUUAAACCAAGAGCUGGGCAUGAGAAAAGCUUCUGAAUCUCAGUUAAAGGAGGAUAUUUCGGCUCUUGAGCUUCUAUUAUCAUCCAGUAAAGAAGAUCUUCGGGCUAAGUUAUCUGAGGUGGAAGACAUAAAGUUGAAGCUUCAGAAGGAAGUAGGUUUAAAGGAAGAUAUUGAAGCUAAACUGAAAAGUCAGGAAACACAACUCUCAGUGUCGCAGGAAGAGCUGGCCAAACUAUCUACCGAGAAAGGAGCUCUUGAAGCUGCUGCAGCCGACAGCUCAGAUGAGAAAUUCUGGAAUGCAGAUUCUCUUCUUUCUCAAGCUUUAGCAAACAGUGCGGAGCUGGAACAGAAGCUGAAAUCAUUGGAAGAGCUUUACCGUGAAUCUGCAUAUGCCGUAACUACAGCUAACCAGAAAAAUGUUGAGCUUGAGGACAUGCUAAAAAUCUCCAAUACUGCUAUAGAAGAAGCAAAAUCGCAGUUUAAAGAAAUGGAGAAUCACCGUGCCGCAGCUGAAGAAAGGAAUGUGGAGUUAGAACAGCAAAUAAUUCUGGCGGAACUGAAAAGCAAUGAUACGAAGAGGGAACUAGAGGAGUUCUCGGGGAAAGUUUCUGAACUAAAUGCCACCCUUCAGAAGACCCUGGAAGCAAGAAAAAGAUGGGAGAGCUUGAGAAGAUUGCAGGAGUACGAGGAGAAGAUAGCUCAUUUGGAUUCUGAGUUGGUCAAAUCAACUGGUCGUAAUUCAGAACUUGAAGCGGAGCUUAAAAGUGUUGCUGACAAGUGUGCUGAGCAUGAAGGUCGGGCCAACACCACUCAUCAACGCAACCGUGAAUUAGAGGAAACGAGCAAAAAGGUGAGUGAUUUGGAGCUAUUGCUCGAAACAGAGAAAUAUAGAAUUCAGGGGCUUGAAGAACAAAUAAGCACAUUACAGAAGAAAUGUGUGGCGGCAGAAGCAGAAUCAAAGAAGCACUCUGACAGGGUAUCUGAGCUUGAAGCAGAAGUAGAGACAUUCCAAACAAAAUCAUCAAGCCUUGAGGUUGCGUUGGCGGAGACCAAGGAGAAGGAGAAGGAAUUGAGUCAAUGCCUGAACAGUGUGACAGGGGAGAAGAGUAACUUAGAGGAUGUGAACAGGAAUUCAACUGAAAAACUAGCUGAAACAGGAAACUUGCAUGAGGUCCUGCGUAAUGAAUUGAAUGCCACACAACAGAAACUGGAAGGUAUUGAGAACGAUCUUAAUGCUGCUGGAUUGAGAGAGAGUGAGGUGAUGGAGAAGCUCAAAUCAGCAGAAGAGCAGCUAGAGCAACAAGGAAAUCUUUUGGAGCAAGCAACAGCUCGAAGCAUAGAGCUUGAGUCAUUGUAUGACACUCUGAAAAGGGAUUCCGAGCUCAAACUCGAAGAAGCAACUGGCAAAUUUUUUACCGGAGAUUCAGAGGCACAAACAUUGAAUGAGAAACUGAAGGCUCUUGAAGAUCAGCUAAAGAGUUACGAGGGGCAGAUUGGUAUAUCUGCUGAAAGCUUUUCAGCUGUUAAGGAAGAACUGGAUCAGAUGUUGGUGAAGCUGGCUUCAUCUGAAACUGACAAUGAGGACCUGAAAAAGAAAAAAUUGGAGGCAGAAGAUAAAGCUGCAGAUGUUUUAUCUGAAAACCAACAAUUGAUGGACACAAAUAUGCUUCUAAAGAACAGGGUGAGUGAUCUUGAAGAACUGUUAAACUCAGCCCAUGCAGAAAAGGAGGCCAGUGUUCAACAACUAGUUUCUCAUAUGAACACUAUCACAGAACUGUCAGAUCAGCAUUCCAGAGCCUCUGAACUUCAAUCGGCAACUGAAGCCCGCAUAUCAGAAACGGAGGCAAAGCUGCAGGAAGCCAUUCAAAAGUUCACCAACAAAGAGUCUGAAGGUAAAGAGUUAAUGGCUAAGCUACACUCUCUUGAAGCUCUGGUGAAAACAUAUGAAGAGCAGGCUCAUGAAACCGCUACUCUGGCUGAAACUCAAAAAGUGGAGCUAGAGCAAAGCCGUAAGAAUUUGAGUGGGCUUGAAGGCGUUGUUGAAGAGCUGAAAGGGAAGUGUACCGAACUUAAAAAGGAGAAAGAAGGACUAACUCAAGAGAACUCGGAGCUAAAGGGAGAAGUGGCCUCAAUUGGGUCUAAACUCAAAGAUUUAGAAGCCAAAGUGUCAGCUGUAUCUGCCGAGAAGAAUGAAGCAGUUGAAGAGCUUAAAUCCUCAAACCAGGUUAUAGACAACUUAAAAAAACAGCUUAGUUCUGAAGGACAGAAGCUACAAAUUCAGUUAUCAUCCAUUAAGGAGGAAAAUAACUUGCUCAAUGAAACACAUCAAGCCUCUAAAAAGGAACUGCAAAGUUUCAUAGCACAUCUUGAAGAACAAUUGAAAGAAAUCAAGUCAAGUGAAGAUUCUCUGAAGAGUCAAUUAGAAGUUUUCCAGGCUGAGAUUCAUCAGAAGUCUGAAUUGCAAAGCCGCAUCAAGGAGCUUGAAGAUCACUUAGCUAGUGCUGAGGCGCAAGUGAAAAAAGCGAAAGAGGCUCUGUCCAAUAAGAGGAUGGAGCAGGAGGCAACUUUGAAGAGUUCAUCAGAGAAGCUGCAAGCCAAAAGCAAGGAAGUACUAGUUCUACAAAACCAAGUCAAGGAACUUGAGGAGAAAUUGCAGCAGGCUGAUGCUAUCAAGCAGAAGGAUAUUGGUGGCAGUAGUAGUGAUCAAAAGGAUGACGUAGUAGAGGUGAAAUCUAGGGACAUAGACAUUGGACAUCUGCUCUCUACUCCAACGAAGCCAAAGAGCAAGAAGAAAUCGGAAGUCACUACAACUCAACCAUCCUCCAGUGAAUCACAAGUUCAACACGUCGAAGGUUCUGCUGCCAUUCCCCUGAAAUUUAUUUUGGGGGUUGCUCUAGUUUCGGGGAUCCUGGGAAUAAUUCUUGGUGUUAGGGAAUAUUUUGCACAUAUGUAGAGGAUCUACAGGAUAUUAGCAUUGACUAUAAUAUAUCUUAAUUGAUUGUAUGUAUCCUAGGAUUUAUUACAUUUCCAUUCUUGUAUUGUAUUGUUAUCGUGGUUGUAUUAUAAAUAUAUGAACCAACUGGUGUUGGAUUAUCACACCAGAACAUAUUCAAUUUGGUA
Messenger RNA from Lycium ferocissimum, 3641 nucleotides. RefSeq lists its product as uncharacterized. The coding region runs from base 1 to 3474 and encodes 1157 amino acids. The record is from RefSeq and is a predicted model, not a curated record. Lineage: Eukaryota; Viridiplantae; Streptophyta; Magnoliopsida; Solanales; Solanaceae. The transcript has 5 exons.